Molecule: messenger RNA, 1895 nt
Organism: Coniophora puteana RWD-64-598 SS2
Lineage: Eukaryota; Fungi; Basidiomycota; Agaricomycetes; Boletales; Coniophoraceae
Exons: 2
Coding region: 79-1671 (530 amino acids)
Molecular function (GO): protein binding
Source: RefSeq, a predicted model, not a curated record
CCGCAACCAGACGAGCUGUAUUUCAGUUCCCAGAACGAUCCAGAGACCUUGACAGCCCGUACUAGCCAUCCCCUUCCCAUGUCGUUCACUGGCGGAGAGUUUGCACCAAAGAUCUGCACUCUCCCACCCGAAGUCCUCGCUCACAUAAUGAUUCUGUCCAAGUCGCAAGGAACCUCAGACCCUUCUGUACAAAUGAUCCUCUUCAGCCACGUAUGCCGCCACUGGCGCCACGCCGCCCUCUCCUUUCCACACCUGUGGUCCCAUAUUGUCGCAGCAGACGGGCACUUCAAUACGAAGAGAAUACAGACGUCCCUAGAGCGAUCAAAGUCUACGCUUCUAGACGUCGAAGUUGAUCUUAGGGCCGCGCUCCAGCAGACCGACAUCGUCAUGUUCAGGCUGUACUCGGUGCUGUUCGAUCUGCUAAGGCAGACGUCCCGAUUUCGGCGCCUUGUCGUGCGUUCCCUACGGGACGCGCUUUCCCAUGGUCUUCUGGACACGCCUGCACCAUAUCUGCAGGAGCUUACGUUGAUCAAAGAGUCGGAAACGAUGCACGACGUGAGGCCGAUCUCGAUCCCCCACCCGCUGUUUGGCGGUGAGAUGCCGUCUUUGCGAGCCUUGUCGACGGUUGGAUUCGCCCCGCCCGAGGGCUCGCUGACCUUUUCCGGGUUGACUUAUCUUCGCAUCGCGGACGGAGUAUCCGACCGUGUAAAGCCCAUCCUUCCACAGAUUCUGAAUAUACUUGGUUGCUGCGCAUUGACGCUCGAGACGCUCGAGCUCUCUAAUUGUCUGGGACACAAUGACAUGCACCAUCCCGGUGAUUCCUUGACAGUACUUGCGAAGCUUAAACAUCUCGAAGUAAUGAAGAUAGGAUAUGCUGCUGUCGCAAAGCUCACAGACCGCCUUCACCUCCCCAGCGACAGCCAAAUCAACCUCCUAAACAUUGGAUUCGACUCCCCCGUUUCUGGAAAGUUCUUCUUCGAAAGCGUCCUCCCCAACGAUGUGUUCAUCCCGCACUGCCCGACUGCGCAUCCAGGACGGGACCUCACUCUUGUAUCAAACAGAUGCCUUCAGGAAUCCGUGGUCAUGAAGAUGUACGACAGAAGUAUGCAUGAAAGCGGAACACCGUGGCAUCACUAUGAGCCACCAGUGAAAGGGCUGCGACUGAACCUUUCUCUGGACUGGUUCUUUGUACAUAUCUUCCCCGACACGCUCGUUCGUGGUAUCUUCCAGGACGGACCCCCUUUGUCUGAUAUCCACACGCUUCGAGUCCAGGGUACAAACUAUCCCAGCGACGCAUCGUUCUGGGCGGGCCUGCUCAGGGGGGUCACCAACGUACACCGUCUCUCCAUCGGCUCAGAACUCGAAGCGACGCACGUUUCGUGUAUACUCCAAUCUCUCCUUCCCUCCCAGUCAGACGUAUCUCAGGAUGACCGACCUGCCGCUCUCCCGUUACCACAGCUCAGUCACUUGCACAUCUCGGCGAAGUGUAUUAUGGAGACAGACAAGGACUUUGUGCGCCGUGUGUUGGACGAGCGCGAACGAGCUGGAGCGAAGCUAGAAACCGUGACAAUUGCUGGUGGAGUCUCGCCUAGGACAGACCUACGAGCAUAUGCGGAAAGGAUUGGAGCCUCUGUAGUUGACGAUGAAAAGUGCGAGGAUGGGCUCGGGUAGAGGAGCUUACGACCUCCAAAGUCCGUCAGUUUAGUAGAGGCUGGAGGCACGCUCCAAGCUCCAAGUGCCCUGUUGAUCGUUUCCCUGCGUAGUCUCAAUAAAUAUGGGCACCGAGUACUAGUAAGACACUGGUUUCAGCCAUAGGCCAGCUUCCGAAUAGUAAGCAACCGGAGGUGAUUCUAAUGUCAGAAAGACCUAUCGCUUGCACCUGCGGGGGUUAUAAC